Messenger RNA from Columba livia (rock pigeon), 12535 nucleotides. It is a transcript of the gene MXRA8, whose product is annotated as matrix remodeling associated 8. The coding region runs from base 10860 to 12170 and encodes 436 amino acids. The record is from RefSeq and is a predicted model, not a curated record. Lineage: Eukaryota; Metazoa; Chordata; Aves; Columbiformes; Columbidae. Gene Ontology annotation, biological process: cell adhesion; cell differentiation. The transcript has 10 exons. Gene Ontology annotation, cellular component: membrane; cell surface.
AGCAAGCUGCAUCUUUUUGUCAGUAUUUUAAGGAAAGGACGCACCCGCAUUUAAAAAUCUGUUAAUCUCGUUAGUAAACUGUUGGCAUUCUCAGAACUGUGGUGAAGUCCUGUAGAAAUGUGUGGUUGAUGCAUUUUAUAGGUCUCUUUUCCAGACUGUAUGCUAACAGUAGGCAACUUUGAUUAAAAAAAUAUUACAAAGACAUUCCAUCCUUUUCAUGUUUUAAAUAGGCUGCAGUUGCUUUUAACCGCGACCAGCAGGACUCUUUCAUUCAGCCUCUUGUCAGGAUUUCAGCCAAGGGCAGGAUGUCUGGCAUGAGCCUUAGAAACUCACCAAGCAGAAGAAGAUUUGAGUGUUGAUUCUGGCUCAUAGGUUUGUUAAAUAUGCAGAGUGCAUGUAGGUGUUUCUAAAAUAUCAAUACGUGUUGCCUGCAUGAAGAUGCAGAGGUGAAAGGACCUGACCUUCAACGUCAGGUCCAUGCUUUUUCUUCCAUUUACUUUGGGAUAGUAACUAGAACAGAGAAUUAUGGAGAUAGUGGGAAUUACAGGGCAUAAUCCUUCAGUACCUUGUGAUGUUCCAGUACAAGUGAACCCUUGUACCAUGCAAUGAUGGUGUUAUAUUAGGUACUUGUGUGGACAAUUGCAAGUCUCCACGAAGUAGUUUAUUACAUGGUAGGCUCUAUAAGUGCUAGUCCAGAGUGCAGUCUGCCAAGAGCAGCCAUUACUUUUACAUCUAUUAGACAUAAUUACACAACCGUGUAUAGAAGUCUGGAACUAAUUUACAGAAGUGUCUGGAAUCCAUUCAUGGUGGUUACUGCUGGUCUUAGUCAUACAAAAGCUGUAGUCCUUUUUGCUGAAGAACCUCAGAGCUUGUCUCAGGAUUUGUAUCUUCUUCGUGGCAGAUCCUGCAGAGGCUCUCUGUCUUCCCUGGGACUAAUCAGAUAAUAGAUACAGGGUUGUAGCAACUUGCUUGAGCUCUCGACCACAGGAUGAGAUUUUAAACUCGCUUUGCUAAACAGAGAGGAUCAGAGAGAAGAAAGCUGCACCUGUUCUGUAGGGGGAGCAAGAGUACAUAAUACACUGUUCACAAAACUUUAUUAUGGGUGGCUGUUCCUCUCCAAAAUACCAAUGUACUUGUAUAUUUGGUAAAUGUGCAUAUGUAGCUGUGGUAGCAAAACAAUAUAAUCUGCAAACAGGAAAGGUUUGACUUUUUUUUAUGGCUCUCAAAACAUAUAAGACUUGGAGACUUCUCCAUCUCAUUAUUCUGCUGUUCUGAGAGGAAAUGGUUGAAAGUCAGUAGGAGGUUGCUUGAUGGAUUUGUGUACUUUUUAUUUAUUAUAUUCUUUUUUAACAUCGGAGAGAGGGCAGGGGUGAUGCCUUCUCCUUUGCUGUGGAAGGAGUUCUCUGCAUACCUGGAAACUCAGGUUGUUUUAUGUCUGUAUUAUGGGAACUGUUCUUUCUUCCAUCAAUAAACUCAAGUAGGAGGAGUUUGUAGCCCAUGGCAGGGAGUGUUUACAAGCAUCUGGUACAAAACACCUUUUAGGGGGUUAAUAGGACCUCGCUCCUUCUGUUACCCGACUACCAUUGCCCGAUAAUUCCUGAGCAGAAACACUGUGUAACUUUACUCUGGUGAGCUAAUACCAAUAUUAAAUAGGACACUUUCAUAUUAAAAACAGUCCCAAUGUUACCUGGGGUAGGUUGGUGUAUGUACAUUGGCUUCAGUAGCUCUGACUCGGUCCUUCAGUGGGUGUGAACCCUCGGCCCUAUAUUCCAAAGUUAACAAACCAUGUUUGUUUGCACUCGCUGAAAAUGGGGCUGAAGCGAUCUUACUGCUCUUGCAAACAGCACCUGUGGAUAACUAACAUUACAUCUUUUCUUUUGACCGUUCAUGCUGUUCUGCUGUUGGCAUUUCUGUCCUGACUCUGAAAACAUCCUGGUUUGGGUUCGCUUGGGCUGAGCCCUGUCGGUUACCCUCCAAAAAUAACAGUGCUCUGCUUAACCUGGAGCGUUGCAUUUGCAGAACUGAAAUGGUUUGGAAGAGUGGAUUUUGCUUUGAUUUUUUUAAUAAUAAAAAUCAGUAACUGUAGCUCUUGUAGACAUCUGAGGCAGCUUUAAGCAAACAGCAUGCUGCUUUCCUGUGGAGGUUUCCAUUCUUGCCUUUCCCUAUAAGAUGGAGGAACAAAACUGAAACAAGGAGCUCUGUGAGUCACAAUUUAAGACGACCAUCUCACUCCUGUGUCAAUGCCCUGAAAUAAGGCUGAAUUUUUUAGUCUUGCUCACCGCAUGGGCACUAAUACAUUUUUUGUUAAUGCUACAAAACUUCUAGGAACUAUAAAGCUAUGAGACUUGUCCCUUACUCUCAAAUGUAGGUGAAAUCGGCUGUUGUGUUUCAAAAUAACAGGAAGAAGGAGGAGGUUGAAUGGACAGCGGGAUCAUUUAAAUGCUUGUGCCUUGUCUCCUUAGGAAAUGUGGCUAAAACUUUGUUUCAAGUAAAAAAAUAAUGAGAAAUAUUGGUCAAAAAUGAGUUUUUUCACUUGUUCCGUAAACAAGAUGUGGUGCUGAUGAGGGACGGAGUUUUGUUGCCUUUGAUAUGUCCAGGUCUGGAGAAGACGCUCCCGGAGCCUCCGAGCAGCUUUGAGCACCUCAGAGCCCCAACACCACUCGCAAAGUGAUGGGUGUUAAGACAAGGGUGUGGAGUCCUGAGCAAGGAGUCAACACAUCAGGUAAAAACCUAACAGCUUGGAGUUUGUCAGGUUUAUUUUAAGGGAAUUAACAUUUUGUGGCUGAGCUUUAUCGCCAGCCAGUGAGGAACUGGUUAAACUUGAAGAAUAAGCACUCAUAGAAGAAGGUGCCAAAGGAAUAAAAAGAAACAGCAGAAGAAACUCCAGCAGUUCUGGUCAGCAGUGUGACUGUGUGUGAACAGCACCGUGUUACUCACCAGCUCUGGUCCCUGGUGCUUUUGAGUCAGAGCCGUUUCCUCUAUGGACAAAAGGUUUUCGCUGCUGUCAGCACCGAGUCCGUGGUGGAAGAGCCAGCGGGAGUCUGUCCAGCAGCAGAAUCAGCAGGUACGUCCUGAGGGCAGAAUCUGUGACCGAUCACCCGGGCUUAGCCAGCCUUGAUUUGGCUUCUCUGACCAUCCAUCUUGUUCCAGUUACAGACCAGAAGAUGCUGCUGUGUAUGAUCUUUUCUGUUGCUUUCUCUAGGUCUGACUGGGCAUCCUGCAGAGAACCCUCAGUGCCUCAUUUUACGCUCUUUGUGAUGUGGGAGUGUGGCCCAUAUUAUUAUUGGCAUCCUGCCAUCUAGGAGAACUUCUGCUGUAGGCCCAGCGGAAGGUAGGACAGCUGAAUGUGUCCUACUUUCUGCUAACAUCAUCCGUCCCCUGGGAAGGGAAGAGGGUUGUAGCCCUCGGAAAGACAGGAAAAGCUUUUUCUCACAAGUAAUUGAUGCAAAAACCUGCGACUGUGAAAAGAAACUGAGCGGAAAAUAACCAUCUUGAUAUCUGCGCCUUGGGUGCAACGCCUUCUUGAGUGAUUUCUAAUUAUGAAAUAGAGCUGGGGAGGGGAAAGGAGAGCAAAUAGAAAUACAUGUGUGUAGCUUUCAGUAUAGGGACAGCUGGUUCUGGAGGAGGGCUGCCAAGCUAAAGCAAUUUGGACGUUUCCGCAUGGAAUGAUGGAGGAAUGCAUGUUACUGCGCUUGGUGUCAUGGGGCUGCUCCCCAGCUCGGACUGGGAACUCUAAAUAAGCUUUACUGUUUGUUUUUUGUUGGGUUUUGUUUUUUUUUCCCCUUUUUGAGAUGGUUUGUUACCUGAGCAUCCCCAGGCAUGAGGGGGUUGACAGGUUCUGUGGCUCUACGGGCUUGUGCUGUUCUGCACAAAUUCCGAGGGAUUUCUAAAGGAGGCAAAGCAAGCAGCACCCUGUUUUCUUUAGCUCAAGUUAUGGUUGCUGGAGUCCUCUUGGAUUGUUCUAGAGCAAACACACAGUUUGCAUAGACUACCCUUAAAAGUUGGCCAGGUUCCACGUUUGUGUGUCUAAAUUUGGCAGUGGGAUCAUACAGCGUUCUGGAAAGCAACCUCCUUUCAGCCAAAAUAGUUUUAUUUUUAAUGAAAUGGCCUGCAAGCCUGAGGUAAAUAGCGAAACUCUUGGGGAGGCAACCUUGGAGCACCCUCUGCAGAGCCAACCUGUUAAUUUUCCCACUCUUUCCCAGGCAUUUCUGAUCUCAAGAUGCUGUGCCUGGAAUCCCACUGCUUAAUUAUUUUAGGCGGGUGCAACGGACGGGCUGCAAUUAGUGUGAGGAGUGGAGUUUCCCUUCAAAAGCUCGUGGUACCCAAGCGCUGUUCCCAUCGACAGAGAGACCGAAAGCUGUGGUUUGAGGCACAUGCUGACGGUCAGAAAGGGGACGCAAAAUGGCAUCUCUCAGCUAAAUGUGUCUGCUCCCCAAGUACUCCCAGAAUUGUAGGUUCUUCACAGAAAUAAACAGCGCUGUGUGCUUGUGGCUUAAGCUUUGCCUGUGUUGGAGAAACCUGACUUAGUGCUGCCUGGAGAACUGCUCUGGGAAAGGCUCCUUUUAGUCCUCUGAACCCAGUCAGUGCUGUUCCUGGGUGAUCACUGCUCUUAAUAGUUUUCUGGCAUGGAAGCUUAGCAGGUUCCUUGUGAGAAAGACAAACAGAAAUAGGGACAAAUGCGACCCAGGUUGGCCUGUCUGGUGUCUCUUUUUUUUCUGGAAUCCAGAAAGCGGAUGAGUAAAGCCAGGUGGAAUGUCACAGUUCCGAGCUGCUGCUUUCUCUCGCAUUUUUGAAGGCAAACACACUGGCUGAGUAGCUGUUCAAAGGGGUGAUUCGAUCCCUCAAUCAUUUCCUCGUGAAUCUCGGUGCCGUCUACCAGCUGCCAAAUUGGAGCAGCACAAGGUGUCUGUUCCCUUGCGGGGAGCUCAAGGGGCCUGAGCGUGGGUUUGGAAAAGCGAAGAGGUUACAGAACCGCGGCUCCCGCGGGAGUGACUCAGUCCCUGCCACGGGCUGGAUACCUCCUCGGUAUUCAGAGUUAAUUUUCAGGGAUCAUUUGUCCAUAUAAAUUAGGAAGUUUUGGGGACACUCGGCUGCAAGUGGCAGCUUGUCAGGAGCCCUGAAAAAGCUUCCCAGCAACACGCGGUCGCUGGCUGCUGCUGUGAACCCUAGAGGAACAUGAACACUUGUGUAUACGUGCAGAGAGGCAGCUCCUGAAGUGAUGAUUGGUGAUAACUCCAAUGCAGAUUUGCAUGUUUUUCCAGCCCCUCAGGAACUUCGUGCUUCAUGUCGUGAUUUUGAGCUCGUACCUGCUAUUUUUCUUUAUUAUUUUUUAAAUUCUCGGUGUUAAAGACACUAUCUCUCAGAAUAGAUCAGGAGAUAAAUAACAAAAUUGAAACCAAAUACAAUUUUAAAGAUGUAAUUUCAGUGUAGUCUCCUGAAAAGAAGCAGCAGGUAGUGACAACUCGUUUGCUCUAGAGAACCAGAAUACUGGAAAUUCUGGGACACGAGGGGUGAAAAAGGCCAUUGUAAAGUUAAAAAUAAACAGGACCUUGCAAACAUGGGUGAGGGAGCAGGGAAGAACAUAAUGUGUUUUUAUGUGGUCUGUUUUUAAAGACGUUUUAAUUGAAACAAUCAUGGCAAACUACUCAACGUUGAAUCCUUUAUUUUUUCCCAUUUCUUAUUUGUCUGAUCAGGUUUUUUAGGGUGAGGACUUCGAUUCCACAUGUACCUUCUCUGUCACAAAGGGAUCCCAAUAGUGAUUGGUGCCUGUGGAUGUCAUGAAAUACAAUCAUCAUUUUGAUACUUAAUGUCUGGAAAAUGCUGGCUACACGUGUGGGAUUCUGCCCCUGGGGCCGGCCCAGGUUCAGAUGCUUUUUUGGAACAGUGCGGAAUUUGAUGCUGAUUCAAAAGAACUUUUUACAAUCAGGAGUAUUUAUUAAUUACAGAGUUCUGACAGUGAUUUUCACAGGUUAUGAAUGACGUGACACGUUGUAUGAAGAGGCAAAUCUAUUCAGCACCAGAAAAACCUUCUGGUGCAGCUGUGAGGGAUCUACAGAAAAGGCAAGAUGAAAAGAGGAGACUCUGCAGUCUCUUUUCUUUUAAUAAAAGGGUAAGCAAAUUUCACCAUUACCUAAUGCUCUUUAGUGGCAGAUUAAUGGUAUUUGUGGAACACACGGUUUUAUGAGGAAGAUUCUUAACAGGUGCAAACUGGUAUAGGUCCAUGGCAGUUAGUGUAAGAUUGAUAACCCGCUAAGUAUCUGAUUCUGAUGAUUUUUUGGGGGCACAUAACUCUGUUUGGCUUUUCUCCUCACACUGAACCCAGCUCUUCGGAUUUCGUGUUGUGGGUGAAUUGCCAACAUGCAUUUUUAUCUUGGAAAAAUAAUCUUCAGGCUUCAGUCUGGGGGAAAAAAAAAAAACAACAAACCAAACUGUGUUGGUUUCCUGGGCAAUUUCUCUGUUUUUGUAACUGGUUUCUAUUAAUGGUUUUGAGAUGAAUCCCAGGAAUCCGGAGCUGAGUGCUGUCCAACAGAAGGGGCUGUUUCAGUGGAGCGCCAUCCGAAGAUGCCUGACGGCAAGAGCUGCAGACAGGGCUCUCUGACCUUUGCCGAGGACAGCGGUGCUGGAAGAACAGAAACAGACACACACGUUAAUGGUUCAGUAAGAGAGCAGCCUGCUUGGGUGCUACACCUGCACUCCGCAUUCUUGCGUAUCUAAGUUGCUGCUGGGCAAACUGCAAAGCUUGGUGCAUUAAGCAGAAGAUCAAAAACCUCUUAAGAUUCCAUUGAACUAAAUAUCUUGCAUACCUGGACGUUCACGUUAAUUAAUUUAUGCUCCAAUGCCAUUGGCACAGAGGGAAGUAAAGGCUUUCCAGCUGGAGAUCCGAGACAGGAACAAGUUGAGGAAUUGCCUGCAAAGGACAGUCCCCAAAUGACAUUUAAUGUUCAAUCCUCUUAUUUCGCUUUGGGAGUGCUUGGGCACAGCCCAGCUUAGGCCAUUGCAGUGACCGCUGUGCGGUGGUUUGGUGGACGUUGCUUUUCUCUUUGCUGGAAACCGGUUGUCCCUGGGGUAUUAUUGACUGUUGCUAUGAUAUUUUAUACCUACCCCAUAUAAGGGGCGUCAGGGAUCUGCCAUUCUCAUACGCAGGGAGUGUAGAUUUGCCUCUGCUGCCGGUUUGGUGAUCGCAGUGGACUCCAGUGAAGUAAAACAAAGCAGAAAAACAUCUGGCCAGACCCUCAGCUUGUCAUUCUGAAUGUGCUCUUUAGGGAAGGCAAAUCAGGGGCUUUUGUGUUUAUGGCAAGGGAACAAACGUUGUACUGCUGGGUCUGUGAGACGUACGCGGCGUGUUCCAUCCCUGGGGUAAUGACAGGCUUCGCUUGCAGCCCUGUUAUUGUGGUCGCCUUUCAGUUUUGUCCUUUUAGUUCACAGCUCUUGCUGCGAGUUGGAUUAUUUCAGGCUUGCUUAUGGGAUUCAUUGCAGCUGAAAGAUUUAUUUUAAUGAGAAAAGCUUUGCAACCAAAUGAAGCCUCCCGGGAAAUGCACACCCUCUGGUAAUUCACGUCAUGCCGUGUUACGUUGCUCUUUUCCACCAGCAGGCAGCUCUGGAGGCUCCCCCAGCCACUCCAGCCCUUUCUCAGAAAGGGGGAGUGAAUAUGGGUGCAUAUUUAACCCCCGGAGUGUUACAGUUUUGUCACACUCCUGGCAUGAUGAGGGUUAUCUGAGCAAUUCCAGCUGGGAUAAACGGUGUCAGUGUACACGAACCCUGAACUGCAGUACCUCUGCCUUUUUGCUGCUCUCUCCUUACAAACUUCUACCUCUGUUCAUGGUUUUGGCUUUGCAGGAUCCUUGCUACCUGUCAAUUAGCACUCUAUUCCCCAGCUGGAGCGUUCUCUACUACUUUUCAGUUGUAGGAAUUAGCCUUGCUUCUGCUCAUGGGUAGAUGUUUUCUCCUUUGAUCGUGGCAGAGUCCUAUGGGUCCUGUGUUUAAAGAAGAUCUAAAGAGGUUGUUGGUAAUAAGCAUGGAGCGUUGACAAAUCAUGUACAUAAGGCCUUGUACUGUAAUUUGUGUCUUUAUGUCAACAGAGCAUUAAUCCUGGCAUUCCUUUUUAAUACAUUACUUAUAGCUAGGAAAAUGGGGUGGAAGUGGCUAGUUCCACUCCAGCUUCCUGGGGUUUAUGGUUCCCAAAAUUGCAGUAAGAGGAUGGAGAGUACCUCCUGCCAUUAGACCUUCCCAAUCUGAUCCUGGCUCUGAUUUUCUGGACUGGUGGCCUUCAAUCCACUUUUAUUGGGAGGUCUUUCAGUGCAGCCUGCAGCCACGGGAAACAGAAACGCUAAAAUCAAAGAGAUCGGGAAGAGGAAACUUCCUGGCAGACAGGGCUUGUCCAUUCGUGUUUCCCGCUGCCUUGACUGUGCAGAAUUAAAGAGUGAGCAAAAGGCAGAGAGCUGUGAAAUACCCUCCUUCGUCCCUUUAUCCUCUUGUUCUUUCCUUCCUGUGAGUGCUUUUCUUUAGGAGACUUCAGUAGGUUCAGCCCGAACUUGGCGUCUUUCAGUCAGGAAAUAGCCCGUUCGUGACAGCAGCAACCACAGCAAUCUGCAUCCAUCCCUGCAAGAAAACAGCCAGUAACCUCUGCACUGCCAAAGCGGGAGGCAGAAAGGUGGAAAAGCGACCCGGAAUCGCAGCCUGGACGGUUCUGCUGCGGCUGAGGGAAACCAAGGGAAGCAGAGGGUGCUGGAUUUGCUGUCUCUGCAAUGUGAACGGCUUCUUGCCUCCCAGCCAGAUGUUUUCCAGGCUCUGCUCUCAUGCGGCAGCUGAACAAAAGGCUGUCAGAUCUGAGCCUCUCGUCUGGCUCCCUGGCCUGACAGAGCCAGCAAAAAAGGCUCCUUCUGCCACUGGAUUUCUGGCUCAGCCCCAGACCAGCGCCCCCGAUGCUGUACAUCAGUAUUGGCUUUGUUGGGGUGCUUCAGAAUGUGGCAGCAGGUUUGCAGUUUCGGGAUGUGGUGCAGUAGGAGCCUUUGCAUGCAGGUGGUUAUAGAAUUGGAUUAAUGCAAAUAUCGGAGGUUUGCAAAGACAAGGCUGUGCUUUUGCAUUAAGGUUACAAUUAGACUGGCCAUGGGAACAUUGUUGACAUUGCUCAGCUGCUGAGUGUGGGAACUCGGGCUGUGAGGACCGUGUUUAUCUAAUUACCCACAAACUCCCCCACUUAAUGUAAAUGACAGAGUUAGAGUUUGCAGGGAAAUUUUGUAGGGUUCUUAUCUGAAGAUUAUUUUAGAACUUUUCACUAGAAACAAACCAGCAGUUAGCUGCAUCUGGUUUGGACAACGUGAAGACCUGCUGGAGUUGACAGUAGGCUUUUUCAUGGUCAAAUUAUGUAAUAAAAAUGGCUCAAGUUUCUGGGAAUUUCUUUGGAAGUGUCUGGUUCUGUGCGGAGAUGCUGUUCCCAGUGCCUGUGAAGGUGGUUGCCCUCUUCAGGUCAGGCUGGUAAGGUUUCAGGUGUUUAAAUGAUGCCAUGAGGAUGUGGUUUCGUUCCACGUGCUCAGCUCUGCUGUUUGAAGGAGUCUGUCCCCUCUGAGCAUCCCGCAGUAUCUAAAGAAUUCCCCUCAAAUGGAAAAUCAGUGCCUGUCUCUGGUCUGCCGAUGCAAACCGAGGUGAUCUGAACUGCUCUGCGGGUGUUUACACAUAAAGGGUAUAUGGAGAUUUUAUUUUGUGAAGCAGCGUUUGGAGCUUAAGAGUUUACCGCUUCUUUCUCUGCUGUUUGCCAUCGAUUAUUUUCAGUAGCUGACUGCGUUAAUACUCCUAAUCACUGUGGGACACAGUGAAGUGGGUUAGGUAAACACAGUUAAACACAUCCGCGCAGGCUGUAAGAACUGGUUGAUGUAAUUUAACCGUCUUUCCCUGCAGCAAAGUCAGCGUUGCUGGACGUUGCUGCUGUGUCUCGGCACCUCCAUCAGCGCUGGUGUUCCCGCGUGAGGACACGGAGGACAGGAGCAGCUUCUCCGCACUCCUGGGGUUCCUCUUGGUGCCAGCCAAGCGACUACUGGAAUAGUUCAGUUCUCGUACGAAGGGCUGGAAGCAGAAGUCGGAAAUCUGACCCCGCUUUCCGUGUUCUGGCCUCAGCAAUGGGGAACCGUGUUCCCCACAUUGUAAUAUUCUGGGGCUUGUAGUUGCAUUCUGGGCUCUUUUUGCCUGCACUGCCCUAAGCUCCCACGUAUCCAGUCUUUGUCAUUAUUAUCCUUUUGCUGAGAUUGCUGCUAUUAAGCCCUUGCUUACAAAUCACAGGACAGAGUAAAUAUUGUUUUCUAGGUUGUCUUCUGAGACUUAAGCUUGAAGUGAAACCAUAUGAGGAGACAAAGAUCAAAAAACCACCGAAGGCAACAGAAUAAAUCCAGUCUCAAGCAGACAGCUGGAUGAGUGUCAAACAAAAGAAGGAACAGCUGGAUCAAGUAAAACACAAGGAAAAUUAGUUCCAUCCCCAGGGGGAGGGAGCAGGAUUGUUUUGCGAGCACAGAGCGAUGUGGGACCAACUUACCCGAUAGAACUUUUACAUCAAAGUGAGGGGCAGACCAGAAGGUCCCAGAGGGAGGGGAAAGGGAAAAGUGGGUGUUGUAGUAACUGUGCAGAAGCGUUGGGGAGAGGAGGGAGGCGCAGUGCGAGCGUGGGGGAGAGCAGAGCGGGGAGGUGGGGAGCUGGAACUUCGGAGGUGGAGUAAUUGUGCAGAAUGUGAGCUGCUGUCCACAGCUUUCGGGAUGUAAAUUGAUGAGGUCACAGUGUUUUCCAGUUACCAACCAAAAAAAAAAAAAGUUAAAAAAAACCAAAGUCUUCAACUUGUUUUUCAAGAGAGACGCAAACACGGAGAAGCUGAAGAAAUGGAGCAGCUAGCAAAACUCCUUCUGUGGCAGAUUUUGCUUCAGCAAAGUUCUGUUUAUUCGUAUUCAGUCCCAGCCGAUGCCUCAAACCCGGAGAGCGUUGUGGUGUCGGUGUUGAACAUCAGCGCCACGCUGGGCUCGCAGGCCGUCCUGCCCUGCAAGAGCUACCGCAUGGUGUGGACCCAGGACCGGCUGAACGACCGGCAGCGCGUGGUGCACUGGGACGUCUACAGCACCUACUACGGAGAUAACAAGAUGGAGAGGUUGUGUGACAUGUACUCGGCCGGGGACCAGCGCGUGUACAGCUCCUCCAACCAAGGGAGGAUAUUCAUGCCCCAGAAUGCGUUUACAGACGGCAACUUCUCCUUGGUGAUCAAAGAUGUUGUGGAGAGUGACGAAGGCACAUAUUCCUGUAAUCUUCACCACCACUACUGCCACUUAUAUGAAACUGUGAAAGUCCAGCUGGAGAUCACCAAGAAAGCUGAGGAUGCAAAGCAGUACUGGGAUGGGGAAAAGCCGGUGAUUGUCGCCCUGGAAGGCAGCACCGUGAUGCUCCCCUGUGUGAACCGCAACCACAUCUGGACUGAACGGCACAGCGAAGAGGAACAACAAGUGGUCCACUGGGACAGGCAGCCCCCGGGGGUUCCUCACGACCGUGCUGACCGUCUCAUCGACCUGUACGCCUCCGGCGAGCGCCGUUCUUAUGGACCUCUCUUCAUCCGUCAGAAGAUGAACAUCACUGACACGGCCUUUGCCCUGGGUGACUUUUCCCUGCGGAUUUCACAGCUGGAAAGCGCGGAUGAAGGCACUUACUCCUGCCACCUGCACCAUCACUACUGUGGCCUGCACGAGCGCAGGAUCUACCAAGUCUUUGUGAAGGAGCCAGUGAGAGAGAAGAAGGUGGUGAACCUCACAACUCACAACAUUGCGCCAGCCAUCGAUCCAAAUGUUGUCAGGGGCCACAACGUGAUAAACGUGAUCAUCCCCGAGAGCCGGGUGCAUUUCUUCCAGCAGCUGGGCUACAUCCUGGCCACUCUGCUGCUCUUCGUCAUCCUCCUCAUCAUCGUUGUCUUCAUCACCCGCAAGCGCCGGCAUAGAGGUUAUGAAUACAACGUGAAGAAACACGGAGAGAAGGAUGUAAAUCUUAAAGAAUUUACAGUCGACACGACAGAUCUGACUCAAUACAGAAGUGAAGACAUCAGACUGGAUUACAAAAACAACAUCCUGAAGGAGAAGGCUGAGCAAGCCAGAAGCUUCCCAGCGAAGAACAUCGAUUUAGACAAAGAUUUCAGGAAGGAAUAUUGUAAAUGAAGACAUUCCCAAGCUGCUGGCUGGACCAGAAGCUUCAAUCAAAGAUAGAUAAACGGAAGAGAGAUGCCUUUUCUUAAUAUCAUGUCCUUCUAGUUACCAUAGAUGUGUUUUUCAUGUAGACUCUCUCUCCACUAAGCUCAAGGGUAUUUGCAAAUGCUUCUUGAAAGAGUCAGACCGUCUGUCUUGUGUGCACUUACGAUGGGUUUGGGUUGCCUUUUCUUCUUCUGUUUUCCCAGUCCUCCAUUCCCCUUUUCUGUCUUGAUAUUAUUGUUGUUGGUUUUAUGCAUCAAUGAUUUUUAUGAGCUGAAUCAGCAGACCUUUUGCUUUGAUGUUACGGCUUUAAAUAAACCAACCUGCAUCACUAA